Molecule: messenger RNA, 1257 nt
Organism: Rhodotorula toruloides NP11
Lineage: Eukaryota; Fungi; Basidiomycota; Microbotryomycetes; Sporidiobolales; Sporidiobolaceae
Exons: 2
Coding region: 1-1257 (418 amino acids)
Source: RefSeq, a predicted model, not a curated record
AUGCAGUUUCUUGCGCGGCAUGGAAGCGCUGGCCAAUUGACUUGUUACGAAUGGCGGAUUAGCGUGCCACUUGCUGCGGUUACCACCACCAACCCUCUCGACUCGAGCGUCACUUUUCCCGACUUAGGCGGAGCGUCGUGCUCGUGCACGUUCAGUCUGCGAUCGGCGAACGGCUUUGAGGCCCUUUGGACUGCCCAGACGUCUGGACCGUCGCUCGCAACAGACGCCUUAUCUAGCGCCGAAUUCUACUGGACGACAGAGGACGGACAGAACGGCGCUCUCAUCUCUUCGGUUGUCGGACAGAUACGUCAGGAGUGGCCGAACGAAACCAGCCAGUCACUUUCUUUGACUGUCCUGUGGGCGGAGUUGGAACACGCUGCAGCCGUCAGUGAUGGGCAGUUUAUCAGCCCGACGCACUCGUUCUUUCUCCUCCGGCUCCGAUUCACCUCGGUCGCUACCCUGGGACUAGCGGCACCUGGACGACGUCAGAACACAGGUGCAAUGAAUAUGCAGACCUCGCCUCUCUCCCACGACGUGCGACUCUGCAUCUCGACAACCGGAAGCAGCGCACAGUAUCUUUGGACCGACUCGCGCACGCUGUCGCACUUCUCGGCCUACUUCCGCGACCUCUUUCCGUCCGGCUUCAACGACGCAAACAAGCGAACGCUUGCUGAACACUCAUGCGAGACGGUCAAGGUCGAAGCGGAUGACAAUGUCGACGCUUCAGACGAUUCAGACGCUGAGGACGCCGAGAUGACCGAAGCAGAAGACACGACGGAGACGAGCCUUCCGCCCGACUGGCGUUUCUACAGCAUCAGCAUCCCCGGCUUCUCCCGUCGGACGUGGCGCGUCGUGCUCCUCUGGAUGUCGACGUCAAACUGCCUCUUCGCGCCUCUCAAGUCUUCGCCCAGUUCCACGACCACCGAGUCCACCAAUUCCUCUAUGCUGGCGGCUUCUCCAAAAUCCGUCUACCGCCUCGCACACUACCUGCGUAUCCCGCCCCUUGCCGCACUCGCUCUUACCGAACUGGAGCGACAACUCUCGCCUUCUAUCGCCGCCAUCGAGCUCUUCGCAAGCGCCACGGUCGAGUUCGACGAGAUUCGCGAGGUUGUCGUCGCCUACACCAUCAAGCACUGGGACGGGGUAGUCAAGACGAGCGAGUACAAGGACGCGAUGGACAAGUGCCGGCGAGGCGAACUGGCACUCUCGGGACCGCUCCCGGCGGCGCUCCUCCCUUACCUUCUGCGACCGGCUUGA